Hibiscus syriacus is the source of this 3611-nucleotide messenger RNA. Its product is annotated as death-inducer obliterator 1-like. The record is from RefSeq and is a predicted model, not a curated record. Gene Ontology annotation, cellular component: nucleus. NCBI's taxonomy places the organism in Eukaryota, Viridiplantae, Streptophyta, Magnoliopsida, Malvales, Malvaceae. Gene Ontology annotation, biological process: DNA-templated transcription.
UCACCAUUUCUUCGCAACCAAACGAUCAAACUCCUUCAAAGCCUCCAACGAGCUUUUCUUCAAGCUUUUUUCCUUCUUUCCCUCUUUCUAACUGUCUCGCUUUCUCAGUUCUGCUCCCUCGAUUCAGUUGUAUUGUAUGUGUUCUAUGGUGAUGAUCUAGUAUGUCAAACGAUCUGGUAUCACAGCAGUUGUCAAUGUCCGGUAGCCAAAUGGCUCAGCUGGAACCAGUUUCCAGCAAAUUGGAUGCGCCCAUAUCCAUGGGAUUGAUAGGAUUUGGUACCAAUGAUUCCUUACAGCACCAUAUACCUACUAAUAUGUCUAUUGGACAGAUGGUAUCCAUGUCAAAUGAUCUUGGGUUGCAGUUUUCUUUGGCGCAGACUCAGCAAGGUGGAAACACAGAGUCCCAAACAUAUACUCAACUACCUCAACAGCAGCAAGGUGGAAACUUUGGAUCCCAAACAUAUACUCAGCUACCGCAUCAGCGGCAAGGUGGAAACAUUGGAUCCCAAACAUAUACUCAUCUACCAGAACAGCAGCAAGGUGGAAACAAUGGAACCCAAACAUAUGCUCAGUUACCACAACAGCAGCAAGGUGGAAAAAUUGGUUCCCAAACAUAUACUCAGCUACCACAACAGAUCUUAAUGUCUAACAAACCAAUUGGACUAAUAACUCCCACCAUGCUGGAUAGCCCGAGACAACACCAAUUACGAACUCUCAACAAGCGCAAAGCACCAAUGGACCCAAUUUCUCCUAAUUCUAUUCCAGAAAAGUUAUCUUUGCCAAACAAACGAGUGGAAGAAAUGGAACAUAGGCCUUGGUUGCAACCAAUGUCUGCACCUAGUAAAAGACCUGCUCAGGUGCAGACUGGUUCCUAUUCACCUGGAUCACAGCCUUCUCCAGCAUCAAACAAGAAAGCAGUUCCAAAUAAACCUGGGUCAUCAGCUUCAAGGUAUCAGCCUGCACAAAUGCGCCCAUCACCAAGGGUUCAGAUGGAGGCAUUUGAAUCUGUGAGGUCCAAGAUGCGGGAGAAUUUAGCUGGUGCACUAGCCUUGGUUUCUCAGAAGCAAGUUGAAAAUGCUACAGUGGAGAAAAAAUCAAAUGAUGAAGCUGCAGCUUCCCCAGGGAAGAGAGAAGAGGUGUCUCUCCCUGCUGAAUUGGGUUCUGAUAAUUCAGGUGCUGUUCUCUCUAUACCUGCAGAACCUCAGAGGACAUUGAGCUCCAAUCAGGGUGGUUCUCCAAAUGGAAAUAAUAAUGAUGCUACACAAACUGUGCAAUAUAAUGGGCAGCAACUUCAAUCUAGCAAUCUGUUACCUGAUGAGGAUGUUCCAUUUAGUGACAACAUUUUUGCUAGAGAUGAACUUUUGCAGGGAAAUGACCUUUCGUGGGUUUUAGAACCUGGAAUAGAUGUGGCAAAGAAAAAGGAAUUUGAAAUUGAUGGAAAACAAAUCCCAGAUGAUGAAAAAAUUGGAAAGGAUAAUUUAGAGAAAUCAUCACCGUCUCCAGAAGAGUUGCCAUAUCAAAUUGAAGCAGAACUCUUUAAAUUAUUUGGAGGGGUAAAUAAAAAGUAUAAGGAGAAGGGCAGGUCUUUGGUUUUUAACUUAAAGGAUCGUAAUAACCCUGAACUCAGAGAAAGAGUUGUGUCUGGAGAAACCCCAAACCGAUUAUGUUCUAUGAGUGCUGAGGAGCUGGCUUCUAAAGAGCUUUCUCAGUGGAGACAAGCCAAAGCUGAAGAGCUUGCCCAAAUGGUAGUUUUGCCUGAUGUACAAGUUGAUAUUAGACGUCUGGUGAGGAAAACGCACAAGGGUGAAGUUCAAGUAGAGAUUGAACAAACUGACAGUUCUGCAGUGGAAGUUUCUGCUGGAACUUCAGUCACUCAGAGACCUAAAACUGAUGCGAAACGAGCUUCCAUGAAUGAUAAAACUGUUAGGAAGAAAGAUGAAUCAGAUGCUGCAGGUAAAAAGAUUAAUCCAGAAGACCCAAAUCUUACCAUUACCAUUCCUUCAAGUGAGGGACCUGAUCCAAUGCAAGGGUUGAUGGGAGAGGAUGAAUUGAAGGAUGCAGAUUUUCUUCCUCCUAUCGUUUCCCUUGAUGAGUUCAUGCAAUCUCUUGAUUCGGAGCCUCCAUUUGAGAAUUUACCUGGAGAUGCUGGGAAAUCAAUAUGCACUUCUGAUAAGGAUGAUUCGGCAGCUGGGUCCGACUCAAAGUCUUCUGGUCGAGCUUCACAGGAUCUUCCGGAUACAAUGUCUAAUAAACCUGACGGCAUUGAUUCAAGUAAACUGAAAUCUGAUUCAGAUGUUAAGCUGAAUGUCACUCCUACAAAAACGGAAACUAUAGUUUCAGCAGCCACUUUGAAGGGUGAACGUGUCUGGGAAGGGAUGAUCCAGCUGAAUGUCUCAACCAUGACCCCUGUCAUUUGUAUUUUUAAGAGUUGGUGAAAAACUUCUACGAAGGAUUGGCCUGGCCUUCUUGAAAUUAAGGGCAGAGUUAGACUUGAUGCCUUCGAGAAGUUCCUCCAAGAGCUUCCUAUGUCCCGGAGUCGUGCUGUUAUGGUGGUUCAUGUUGUUUGCAAGGAGGGAUCAACCGAGAGCGAGCAUGGGAGCCUUCUCGAGGCGGCUGAUUCAUAUAUUUUGGAUGAGAGAGUGGGUUUUGCUGAGGCUAGUUCUGGAGUGGAAAUUUAUUUUUGUCCCCCAUACGCUAAAACUCUCGAAAGGCUGACCAAGAUCCUCCCAAAGGACCAACUUCAGGCUCUUAAUGCUAUUGAUAAUGGUCUAAUUGGUGUUGUUGUAUGGAGAAGAGCGCCAUUAAUUUCACCCAACUCAACUUCGCACCAUAAGUUCACCACCAAAAAGCAACACUUCACUCCUACUUCUACAUCUAGGAGACCUCAUGAAAAGGAUUGUGCUGUUACUAACAUGAAUACUAAUUUCCCAUCAAAACCGACUUCUGUUUACCAUUCUGUAACCCCUCCUGAUGAUGACGACGAUGAUGAUGUGCCCCCAGGAUUCGGCCCUGCUGCAUCCCGGGAUGAAGAUGACCUACCCGAGUUUAAUUUCUCUGGUGGCUCGAACCCAUCAGGCCCAAAAUACCCAACUGGUAGCCAAUCCCAGCGAGUAGGGAUGACCUCUUCUCAUUUACAUUCUCAAACAUCAUCUAGCCCUGUUGAUCAAAUGAGGGAGCUGAUACAAAAGUACGGGGGGCAAUCAAAUAGUAAUAGUGCGCCAGUGGGGUUUCCAAUGCAACGGUGGAAUGAUGUCGACGAUGAUGACGAUAUACCUGAAUGGCAGCCCCAAACCUCCCAACAGCAGCAUAUGCUGCCACCACCAAACAAGGUCCGUAAAUUCCAACAACCGAUGCAUGCACCUCAUCAGUUACACCACCAGACCUUACCGGCCAUGCAUGUUCAAGGUCAACACGGAAACUGGUGGGUUCCUCAGCCUGGUUCACCUUCUCCAGGCCAACCACUGUUAACGGAUCACAGUUUUAUGGAACAACUGUAGGAACCGGGCAACCUGCCUGGCGAAAAGAUGCUCCCCACAGUAGAGGCUUUUAGUUUCCAUCAUUUUUCGUAAAUCCAGCGUUUAUGUAGCUGUGCCUCUAGCUCUUGUAGCUUU